Molecule: messenger RNA, 3898 nt
Organism: Cydia pomonella (codling moth)
Lineage: Eukaryota; Metazoa; Arthropoda; Insecta; Lepidoptera; Tortricidae
Product: nuclear pore complex protein Nup93-like
Exons: 14
Coding region: 216-2708 (830 amino acids)
Biological process (GO): protein import into nucleus; poly(A)+ mRNA export from nucleus
Cellular component (GO): nuclear pore
Molecular function (GO): structural constituent of nuclear pore
Source: RefSeq, a predicted model, not a curated record
UUGACAGAUUAGCACGUAUGACAGCUGCAAGCUACAAAAACGCUUACUUCCAAACGGUGGCCGAUUUAAAAAUAAUUUCGUAUUGUUGUGUCAUCGUAGAACUUGAUUGAGAAAUUAAAUUGACCAUUCUAAUGAUUUAACAAACGUUUGUGGAAUAUUAUACCGUAGUUAAAGUUUUCUAACCGGUAUUGUUAAGGAAGUAUAACCUAUAAACCAUGGGUGACUCCGACUUUAGCAAGUUAUUACAGCAAGCUGAACAGCUGACAACAGAGAUAGAAGGCAAUGAAGAACUGCCGAGGGUUGAGCGCUCCUUGGGGCAGGUGUUGGAGGCUUCACAGGAGCUAUAUUCCAAAGUUAUUCAAUCUGGCGCCAACGACAUCCAAGCUCAUUUGCUGUUUGGUUCAAAAGGAAUAGAUUUGCAGCAAAUAUCUCAAAAGCUAGAUACAUUGAGUUCCAAACGCACAUUUGAGCCUCUGCAGCCUAUUGCGGAUUCAGACGUCGAGAGCUUCUUGAAGAAUGAGAGAGAAAACGCUAUAUUAUCAUUAAUUGAUGAAGUCAACAGAAAUGCACUACAAACAGUUGAAGACCAAAAAUGGGAGCACAUGGUCUCAGAAUGGAACAAAGAGAAGAUCAAGCUAAUGAAUGCCAUGAUAGGUCCCUCACAGAACUGGCUCGACCUGAAGCGUACAGCUGAGCCUCCUAGCAUUGCUGAUACUCCCAAGAAAUUUGGACACUCUAUCCUAGAUCCGGUAGAGGUGACAUAUUCAAAGCAGGUCUACCAGUACAAUAAGCUGGUGUUUCAAGGUUCUAAGUCGAGGACACCAUUGUAUCAGAAAUUUGCACAGGUGGCUGAGGAGCUGAAUGACCCGAAAGUGAAAGAGAUGUGGGAAAUUAUAAAGACCAUGGCUAAUAUUCCACUACUAGCAAGGGAGGAGGACCCUUUGAAGUUACGAGGAAACCCCACCAACCAGCAGUUGUUCAUAGCACAAGGGAAGAAGUAUUUGGAAAAGAGGUACAAGCAGUACAUGAGCGAUGUGGUCCGCACGAACCCCGGCGGCGCGCUGCGCGGCGGCGAGCCGGGCACCUACCCCCUCGUGCGGGGCUUCGUCGCCCUGCGGCUGCAGGCCGCGCCCGUGCUUGCAGAUGGCACCAUCGACGACCGUCCUCUCUGGCCUAUGGUGUACUAUUGUUUGAGAAGUGGUGAUGCUACUGCGGCGCUGCAUUGUCUCAGGAAGGCUGGGCGAGACCAUGAAGAGUUUAUUGCGGCUCUGGAGGAGCACAUCAGCAAUCCGGAGAAGGCUCUAAGUGAUAAGCUGCAAACUGCUGUCAACUUCCAGUACAGAAUCCAAGUUCGCAAUUCAACAGAUCCAUAUAAAAGAGCUGUGUACUGCGUGGUGGGCGGCUGUGACCCGAGCGACGAACAUUCCGAAGUAGCUCGUACGGCCGAUGACUACCUGUGGUUGAAACUGGCCGUUAUCAAGAGCGGCUCCACACAGACAGAGUCCUUCACGUACUCCGACUUGCAGAAACUGAUCUUAGAAGAAUACGGUGAAACACAUUACCACGCGUACGAGAAACCACUGGUGUAUUUCCAAGUGCUAACGUUGACUGGACAGUUUGAACCUGCGAUUGAGUUCCUGUCGAGAAUACCAAGAUAUCGAGUACAUGGUGUUCAUAUGGCCCUGGCGCUACAUGACGUCUACAUGUUGGGGACACCUCGCAACGUCCAAGCGCCGCUAUUGUCGGUGGACACGGAAGACCCGCCGCCGCUGCGCCGUCUCAACCUGGCCCGUCUGUUGUUGCUCUACGUGAGGAAGUUUGAGCUCACAGACCCCUCCGAUGCUCUACACUACUACUUCUUCCUCAGAAACUUGAAAGACCCCGAAGGCAAGAACCUAUUCAUGUGCUGUUGCACAGACCUAGCUCUAGAGUGCCGCGACUACGAGCUGCUGUUCGGGCGCUCCGACACCAACACCGGCGUGCGCAGCCCCGGCCUGCUCGACCAGUUCAACAACCCACACAUUGACAGCAAAGUGAUCGCCCUGAAUGUUGCCGAGCAGCUCGUCAACAAAGGCCUGUUCGAAGACGCUAUUACUGUUUAUGACAUAGCUGAGAACCUAGAAAAGGUCCUAGAGCUAUUCUGCAUGCUGCUCCCGCAAGUGCUGGCGGCGGGCGGCGGCGGCGCGCUGCGCGGGCGGCUGGGCGCGCGCGCCGAGCUGCUGGCGCGCCGCCUGCGCCGCGAGGGGCCCGCGCUGCCGCCCGCCCUCGUCGAGGCCUACACCAAGCUGUGCAAGCUGAUUACCUUCUUUGAUCAGUUCCAUGCAGAGAAUUACGACGCUGCGCUGGAGACGCUACGCGAGUGCGAGCUAGUCCCGCUUCGCCGCAGUGAACUAGAAGCACGUGUGGCAGGUGCCCGCGCAGCUCGCGGCGCCCUGCUGCGAGCACUGCCGGCCGUGCUGCGCGCCGUGUGCACCAUCCUCGUGGCGCAGCGCCAGCGCCUGCGCGCCGCCCCGAGAGAGUCCAUGCUCGGCGCGCCGCACACCAACACCGACAAGGUAGGGGGUUCACAUACAGAGGCGCCCUGCUGCGAGCACUGCCGGCCGUGCUGCGCGCCGUGUGCACCAUCCUCGUGGCGCAGCGCCAGCGCCUGCGCGCCGCCCCGAGAGAGUCCAUGCUCGGCGCGCCGCACACCAACACCGACAAGGUAGGGGGUUCACAUACAGAGGCGCCCUGCUGCGAGCACUGCCGGCCGUGCUGCGCGCCGUGUGCACCAUCCUCGUGGCGCAGCGCCAGCGCCUGCGCGCCGCCCCGAGAGAGUCCAUGCUCGGCGCGCCGCACACCAACACCGACAAGGUAGGGGGUUCACAUACAGAGGCGCCCUGCUGCGAGCACUGCCGGCCGUGCUGCGCGCCGUGUGCACCAUCCUCGUGGCGCAGCGCCAGCGCCUGCGCGCCGCCCCGAGAGAGUCCAUGCUCGGCGCGCCGCACACCAACACCGACAAGGUAGGGGGUUCACAUACAGAGGCGCCCUGCUGCGAGCACUGCCGGCCGUGCUGCGCGCCGUGUGCACCAUCCUCGUGGCGCAGCGCCAGCGCCUGCGCGCCGCCCCGAGAGAGUCCAUGCUCGGCGCGCCGCACACCAACACCGACAAGGUAGGGGGUUCACAUACAGAGGCGCCCUGCUGCGAGCACUGCCGGCCGUGCUGCGCGCCGUGUGCACCAUCCUCGUGGCGCAGCGCCAGCGCCUGCGCGCCGCCCCGAGAGAGUCCAUGCUCGGCGCGCCGCACACCAACACCGACAAGGUAGGGGGUUCACAUACAGAGGCGCCCUGCUGCGAGCACUGCCGGCCGUGCUGCGCGCCGUGUGCACCAUCCUCGUGGCGCAGCGCCAGCGCCUGCGCGCCGCCCCGAGAGAGUCCAUGCUCGGCGCGCCGCACACCAACACCGACAAGGUAGGGGGUUCACAUACAGAGGCGCCCUGCUGCGAGCACUGCCGGCCGUGCUGCGCGCCGUGUGCACCAUCCUCGUGGCGCAGCGCCAGCGCCUGCGCGCCGCCCCGAGAGAGUCCAUGCUCGGCGCGCCGCACACCAACACCGACAAGGUAGGGGGUUCACAUACAGAGGCGCCCUGCUGCGAGCACUGCCGGCCGUGCUGCGCGCCGUGUGCACCAUCCUCGUGGCGCAGCGCCAGCGCCUGCGCGCCGCCCCGAGAGAGUCCAUGCUCGGCGCGCCGCACACCAACACCGACAAGGUAGGGGGUUCACAUACAGAGGCGCCCUGCUGCGAGCACUGCCGGCCGUGCUGCGCGCCGUGUGCACCAUCCUCGUGGCGCAGCGCCAGCGCCUGCGCGCCGCCCCGAGAGAGUCCAUGCUCGGCGCGCCGCACACCAACACCGACAAGGU